UUUGGCGUCAGAUUAGAUGUUCAAAUGAAGCUGUGUUUUGAGGCUGUUAGUGAAUGUCUGUAGCACUCCUAAUGAGGCUAAUCCCAUGGCAGCACAUUCCAAGUAACUAAUGGGCGCAAGUUCAUUGCUUACUUUAACAUCUCCUGGUUAAGAAUGGAAUGAAUGACUUAUCUGGUGGGUGAUCGUUAUUAGCAGAAUGUCCAGCAGCAAUAGAAAGUUGACAACACAAAUUGACCAGGGAGAACUUUAGAAAGAGUGAAAUGUGGCUGCUCAGGCUCAGAAGUCAUGGAUAGAAAGAGCAUUUUAUAAACGGGAAUGUGUUCAUAUCAUAGCCAGCACCAAAGACCCCCAUAGGUGUUGCUGUGGACGCCUAAUAGGUCAACAUGUGGGACUUACGCCAAGUAUCUCUGUUAUUCAGAAUGAGAAAAAUGAAAGCCGACUUACUCGAAAUGACCUCCAGUCGGAGAAGUGGUCAAUCAGCAAGCACACUCAACUCAGCCCUACUGAUGCCUUUGGAACCAUUGAGUUCCAAGGAGGAGGUCACUCGAAUAAAGCUAUGUAUGUACGUGUGUCUUUUGACACAAAGCCUGAUCUUCUUCUACACUUGAUGACAAAGGAAUGGCAACUUGAGCUACCUAAGCUUCUUAUCUCUGUCCAUGGAGGUCUCCAGAACUUUGAACUCCAGCCCAAGCUCAAGCAAGUUUUCGGGAAAGGUCUCAUCAAAGCUGCCAUGACUACUGGGGCAUGGAUAUUUACUGGAGGAGUGAACACAGGAGUUAUUCGACAUGUUGGUGAUGCAUUGAAAGACCAUGCCUCAAAAUCUAGAGGGAAGAUCUGCACAAUUGGUAUAGCUCCCUGGGGAAUUGUAGAAAACCAAGAGGAUCUGAUUGGCAAAGAUGUAGUCCGGCCAUACCAAACGAUGUCCAAUCCAAUGAGUAAAUUGACAGUACUUAACAGCAUGCACUCUCAUUUUAUUUUGGCUGAUAAUGGGACUACAGGCAAAUAUGGUGCAGAAGUUAAACUUCGUAGGCAGUUGGAAAAGCACAUUUCACUUCAGAAGAUAAAUACAAGGAUUGGGCAAGGGGUUCCAGUAGUGGCUCUCAUUGUGGAAGGAGGACCCAAUGUCAUUUCUAUUGUCCUAGAAUACCUACGCGACACUCCCCCAGUUCCAGUGGUAGUCUGUGAUGGCAGUGGUCGAGCAUCUGAUAUCCUUGCAUUUGGACACAAGUACUCUGAAGAAGGAGGUCUUAUCAAUGAAUCUCUGAGGGACCAGUUACUUGUAACCAUCCAGAAGACCUUCACCUACACCCGGACCCAAGCACAGCAUCUUUUCAUAAUCCUCAUGGAGUGCAUGAAGAAGAAGGAACUGAUUACUGUGUUUCGUAUGGGAUCAGAAGGGCACCAGGACAUUGAUCUAGCCAUCUUGACAGCUUUGCUAAAAGGAGCUAAUGCAUCUGCUCCAGAUCAACUGAGUCUAGCAUUAGCCUGGAACAGGGUAGACAUCGCUCGCAGCCAGAUUUUUAUUUAUGGGCAACAGUGGCCGGUGGGGUCCCUUGAACAAGCAAUGCUGGAUGCCCUGGUGCUGGACAGAGUGGAUUUUGUGAAAUUGCUCAUAGAGAAUGGAGUAAGCAUGCACCGUUUUCUCACCAUCUCCAGACUAGAGGAAUUGUACAAUACGAGACAUGGGCCAUCCAAUACAUUGUAUCAUCUUGUCAGAGAUGUCAAAAAGCGUGAAUAUCCAGGUUUCGGUUGGAUCUAUUUUAAGGGAAACCUACCUCCAGACUAUAGGAUAAGUCUGAUUGAUAUUGGCCUGGUGAUUGAAUACCUGAUGGGAGGAGCUUAUCGUUGUAAUUAUACUCGAAAACGCUUCCGAACCCUCUAUCACAACUUGUUUGGCCCCAAGAGACCCAAAGCCCUGAAACUCCUGGGAAUGGAGGAUGAUGUUCCCAUACGGAGGGGAAGAAAGACAACUAAAAAACGAGAAGAGGAAGUUGAUAUUGACUUGGAUGAUCCUGAGAUUAAUCAUUUCCCUUUCCCUUUCCAUGAAUUGAUGGUGUGGGCUGUUCUUAUGAAGCGGCAAAAGAUGGCCCUCUUCUUUUGGCAACAUGGAGAGGAAGCCAUGGCUAAGGCCUUAGUAGCCUGCAAGCUCUGUAAAGCCAUGGCCCAUGAAGCAUCAGAGAAUGAUAUGGUAGAUGAUAUAUCUCAAGAACUGAACCACAACUCCAGGGACUUUGGCCAGCUGGCAGUGGAGCUCCUGGACCAAUCCUACAAGCAGGAUGAGCAGCUGGCAAUGAAACUACUGACCUAUGAGCUGAAGAACUGGAGCAACGCCACAUGCCUGCAACUCGCAGUGGCAGCAAAGCAUCGAGAUUUCAUUGCCCACACUUGUAGCCAAAUGCUGCUCACAGACAUGUGGAUGGGCAGGCUUCGGAUGCGUAAAAAUUCAAGCCUAAAGGUAAUUCUAGGAAUUCUACUUCCUCCUUCAAUUCUCAGCUUGGAGUUCAAGAACAAAGAUGACAUGCCUUACAUGUCUCAAGCCCAAGAAAUCCAACUUCAAGAAAAAGAGCCAGAGGAACCAGAAAAACCAGUUAAAGAAAAAGAAGAGGAGGACAUGGAACUUACAGCAAUGCUGGGACGAGGCAAUGAAGAGUCAUCACGAAAGAAGGAGGAAGAGGAAGUUCACAGCAGGCAUAGAUUGAUCCCCUUUGGACGGAAAAUCUAUGAAUUCUACAAUGCACCAAUUGUUAAAUUUUGGUUUUACACUAUGGCAUACAUUGGGUACCUGAUGUUGUUCAACUAUAUUGUGUUGGUGAAGAUGGAUCGCUGGCCUUCCACACAGGAGUGGAUAGUGAUCGCAUAUAUUUUUACAAUGGGGAUUGAAAAGAUGAGAGAGAUAUUAAUGUCAGAACCUGGGAAGCUGCUGCAGAAGGUGAAAGUGUGGCUUCAAGAGUAUUGGAACGUUACCGAUCUCAUUGCCAUUCUCCUGUUCUCUGUGGGUAUGGUACUUCGCCUCCAGGAUCUGCCAAUCAGGAGUGAUGGUCGUGUGAUAUACUGUGUCAACAUCAUUUACUGGUAUAUCCGAUUGCUAGACAUCUUCGGGGUGAACAAGUAUUUGGGGCCAUAUGUAAUGAUGAUUGGGAAAAUGAUGAUAGACAUGAUGUAUUUUGUCAUUAUUAUGCUGGUGGUUCUGAUGAGCUUUGGUGUUGCAAGGCAGGCAAUUCUUUUCCCCAAUGAAGAGCCUUCGUGGAAAUUGGCAAAGAACAUUUUUUACAUGCCCUACUGGAUGAUCUAUGGGGAAGUGUUUGCAGACCAGAUAGACCCUCCUUGUGGCCAAAAUGAAACAAGAGAAGAUGGUAAAAUAAUCCAGCUGCCACCCUGCAAAACAGGAGCAUGGAUUGUUCCUGCCAUCAUGGCUUGCUAUCUCUUGGUUGCAAACAUACUUUUGGUGAACUUACUCAUUGCAGUCUUUAACAACACAUUUUUUGAAGUUAAAUCUAUAUCGAACCAAGUAUGGAAGUUUCAGAGGUAUCAGCUUAUUAUGACGUUCCAUGAAAGACCAGUCUUACCCCCUCCUCUGAUCAUCUUCAGUCACAUGACUAUGAUAUGUCAACAUAUAUGCUGCAGGUGGAGGAAACAUGAAGGUGACCCAGAUGAGACAGACUAUGGGUUGAAACUGUUUAUAACAGAUGAUGAACUGAAGAAAGUUCAUGAUUUUGAGGAACAAUGCAUAGAAGAAUAUUUCAGAGAGAAAGAGGAUAGAUUCAAUUCUUCUAAUGAUGAAAGAAUCCGCGUUACAUCUGAAAGGGUAGAGAAUAUGGCUAUGAGACUGGAAGAAGUGAAUGAACGAGAGCAUUGCAUGAAGGCUUCACUUCAGACUGUAGACAUCCGGCUUGCUCAACUGGAAGACAUGAUAGGGCGAAUGGCCACAGCAUUAGACAAGCUGACUGGCCUGGACAGAGGAGAAACCACAAAGAUUCGGUCUCGAACAUCCUCUGACUGUACUGACACAGCAUACAUUGUCAGACAGAGCAGUUUCAACAGCCAGGAAGGAAACGCUUUAAAACUUCAAGAGAGUAUUGAUCCACCUGGAGAAGAGCCUAUCUCACCAACCUCUCCGACACUAAUACCCCGCUUACGAAGUCAUUCCUUCUAUGCAGUGAACAUGAAGGACAAAUGCGGGCUGGAGAAGUUUGAAAGUAUUUUUAAAGAAAGGGCAGUAAGCCUUCAUCGUGCUAGUAGCUCUCACUCAGUGUCAAAAGAGCAAAAAGUACCUUUAGUGCCUACAAGCACUCUGUCAAUUGCCCCAGACUCCAGAAGACCUUCCUCCUGCAUAGACAUUUAUGUCUCUGCCAUGGAUGAACUACAGUCUGUUAUAGAACCCCUAGAUAGUUCAAUGAACAUACUUGGAACUGGAGACCCAGCUCUCCAAGCCCAGAUAGCUUCUAGUGUUCUCUCAAGUAGCGCCUAUGUAAGUGGUACUUUUGGUGACAAAAUUUCAGGAAGGAGUAUUGAUUAUGAAGAUCCCUCUUCAAUGGAUACAAGAGUUUUUUCUUCAGACUAUUCACAAAUCACAGACAGCCAAACCCCCUGGGACUCUGACCCUCCCCUAUAUCAUACCUUAGAGCGAUCUAAAAGCAGUCGAUACCUGGCUACUUCCCCAUUUCUUCUGGAGGAACCAUCUAUAGUCAAAUCUCAGAGUUUCAUGUUCUCUCCUUCUAGAAGCUACUUUAGCAGCCUUGGCAUGCCAGUCAAAACAGCAGAAUACACAAGCAUUACAGACUGCAUAGACACCAGGUGUGUCAGUGCUCCUCAAACCAUUGCAGAACGGUCCAGCUUCCCAGGAAUUCAUGGAGACAAAAUAGAUGACUUAGGAUGCUGCCACCCAGAGAGAGAAGCAGAACUAAGUCAUCCAAGCUCUGAUAAUGAGGAUACUGAAGCCAAAGAAAAAAGACCGGUUUCUUUGUCUUCUCAAGAUAGUAGCAAUACAUCGAGAACAUUGUCCAAUAAUAUACCGCUCCCAAAAAUAGAGCGGGCCAACAGUUACUCGGCAGAUGAAUCCAACUUGUAUGCCCACACAAGGAAAAGCUACUCCAUCAGCGACAAACUUGAUAGGCAGCGCAAUGCAACAAGCCUCCGAAAUACGUUCCAGAGGAGCAAGUCAUCCAAACCAGAAAGUCGGGGGGACACCUUGUCUAUGAGAAGACUCUCUAGAACAGGCGCCUUUCAUAGCUUUGAAAGCAAACACAGUUAGGUUUAGCAUGUGUGUAAUAGAAAAACUGCUUGAGAAUUUUGUCAGCUGUCUGGUUUGUUUCCUUAGCAGAAUGAUGUAACCUCAAACUACUGUAUGUCAGCAACAGCUGGCUUCUGCCACCAGUCAAGUUAGCACUUUGGUAAUCUCAUUGCAAAGCACUGAGGUUCUAUAUCUUGACCUAGUGGGCAUUUGCACUUAAUGGGGGAGUGGGGAGGGAAAUUAUAAAGACAUUUAAAAAAAAACCUUUAUGACAUCAUUCAUAAAUGGGUGAAAAAGUUCAGAAAUCUGCCUUUCAGAAAUGGAAUCUGUUGUUUAACAAAGAAAAACAAAACAACAUGCAUACUAAAAGGGUAAUGUUUUCAUUUUGAUUAUGUUGACUUUUACACCAGAACUAUCAUUGUGAUGGUUCAUGAAGGGCAUCUUUGUACUAUUCUAUAGGAACCCAAAGCAAAUCCAACCUUAAUUCCCCCAGUCUUUUCACAUCCCUACAUUUCUGUGUGAUCAAUGUAAAGUGGAGCAAGUUACCAAUCACCCCAACUUCACCUGUCUCUUUUUUGUAUUAACUGCUAGUGCCACAAAUUUUGAAGAAGGGAAGAAAAGAAAUGCCUUUUUUAUAGCAACAUGAAGGAAAGGGAAGAAUUUCUAUUUAAAUAAAUAAUCAUGAUUUCGUGUAUUAAACAGGCGUUUUAGCACAAUUGAGCAAGCUCAGGAUGAAUGUAAUUUAAGUGAAACAGUAAAUAUUUAUUUUUUUAUCAUCACUUGUCCUCAGUUUAGAAAGUACUUCAAGGAACUUUGUCGAAGUGUUGUGCUAAAUUGAUGAAAACGAGAGCAGGAUUGAUUUCAUGCUCACGCUGUUCUGUGCAGCAUUUCCAUAUUGUUAUUAAUGUAUUUGCAUUCCUUGAAAGUUGAGGGGAAGGAGUCAUUGCCAUGUUGUUCUACCUUUUCCACCAUUGAGCUGCCAUUAUCUUUUGUUAAGGCACAGUUGUAACAACAUUUCAAUAGCUAUAGUACUGUAUGGAAGUUUAUCAUAUGGUAUGAUCUUGGGUGAGCAUAGAACAACUGGAGUUGUUGAAUGGUAUUCUUUUCUCACCAAACAAAGACUUUUAGAGAUUAGUCAGAGCACUAAAGUGAAAAUAAGAUUUCUGAUAACUGCAAAAGCCAUUCCUUUAACAUAUGCUUCCAUUGUACAGAAAAGUAAAAUAGCAAGACAAUAAACCUGUCUCUGGAAUGUGAGCUACUCCCCCACUCCCUCCCUCUGGCCUAUCUUCCAACAGCAUCUG
Molecule: messenger RNA, 6531 nt
Organism: Heteronotia binoei (common prickly gecko)
Lineage: Eukaryota; Metazoa; Chordata; Lepidosauria; Squamata; Gekkonidae
Gene: TRPM3
Product: transient receptor potential cation channel subfamily M member 3
Exons: 26
Coding region: 557-5251 (1564 amino acids)
Biological process (GO): monoatomic cation transmembrane transport; protein tetramerization
Cellular component (GO): membrane
Molecular function (GO): monoatomic cation channel activity
Source: RefSeq, a predicted model, not a curated record